UUGCUAGAGAUCAUCGUUCUUUCUGCCUAGCACCGUUGCCCCGCCCGUUUUCUCUUAAUUGUCUUGAACGACUCUGCGAAGAACAGCCCAGAACGGGCGGUGGUUUUUCUUGGUGGCCGAUCUUACUUUUUUACAGGUUGGUUAAAUCGAAAGGGGCACCAUGGAUGACAACCAAGCCGUCCAGUAUUUGGAAUCCUUGAUUGGUCAAACACUGCGAGUCCACGCGACAGACACGCGUAUUUUCGUGGGCGCUUUCAAGUGUACAGAUUCGGCGCGAAAUAUUAUCCUCGCGAGCACAUACGAAUAUCGCUUUCCGAGCCCAUCGGCAGUUCGAGAUGCUGCCACUGACGCAGAAAACCAAGACUCCACGAUAGGCGCAGCCUCCGAGAAUGUCAGAGUGAAUAUGACAAGUCGAUUUAUUGGUCUUGUGGUCGUGCCCGGUCAGCAUAUCACGAAGAUCGAGUUGGAGGAGACCCCUCAGCAGAGUCGCGUGCGGGAAACGCUCAAAAAAUCAUAGAAGGCAACUCUCCACUACAGGUUGCGAAUUCCAUCUGCAUGUUGGACUAGAUCCUAAGCUCAAGCCUCCCUUCAGUUCCGAUUCGGCCGGCAUGGCACAUCAAUAUCGAAUAAUAAUGAAGGAGAAGACCUCGAAAACAAGCGGUCAACUGCACU
Molecule: messenger RNA, 672 nt
Organism: Aspergillus pseudonomiae
Lineage: Eukaryota; Fungi; Ascomycota; Eurotiomycetes; Eurotiales; Aspergillaceae
Product: LSM domain-containing protein
Exons: 2
Coding region: 161-517 (118 amino acids)
Cellular component (GO): NatC complex
Source: RefSeq, a predicted model, not a curated record